UGUGAAGGCAGUCAGUGUGCGGGACGGAGCGAGAGCGAGCGUAUGUUGCGUCCCGGAAGGUGUGCUUGUGUGAGUGUUGGCACCCGUGCUUGUGCGUCCUUGCAGUCAGGCACACUGCCAGUGACACUUGUGAUAACCGUUGCUAAAAUAGACUGUCGUAAUUGCAAGGAGCUACAUUUGACCCUGAGAGCGAAUUCCCGCGCCUGGCGACCACAUCUGGCUGGGCCAGCCGUGGCCGACCUGACCUGACCUCCAUCAUGGCCAACCAACAGUUUUGUUUACGAUGGAACAACUACCAGAGCAACCUGAUGCAAGUUUUCGACGAGUUGCUGCAGACGGAGAGUUUUGUGGACGUGACACUCUCGUGUGAAGGAAACAGCGUGAAGGCUCACCGCAUGGUGUUGUCUGCGUGUUCCCCGUACUUCCAGUGUCUCCUGAGUGAUGCUCCCUGCUCACACCCUGUCAUCAUACUACAGGGGGUCAAGUGGCCUGAACUCAAGGCAGUGGUGGAGUUCAUGUAUAAGGGAGAGAUCAACAUCUGCCAGGAGCAACUAGGGUCACUGUUGCGGGUGGCAGAGUCACUGAAGAUCAGAGGUCUGGCAGAGGUUGAUGGUGAGGGAGCUGAGCCAGCAGUGAUCACUUCACCCUCUGUUUCGCCCAUCGCUCGUGCCUACCUCAACGCCCUCGACGACAAUUCGCCCUCAUCAAUCCUCGCCGCCGCCGCCCGCAAACGACGCCGGUUGUCUGGUGAUGAGCUGAGCCGCCCCUGCACGCCCAUGACGCCCACCAGCGUGCCGGAGAUGAUGGAAAGCUCACUUGACUUGACUGGGCCGCUCAUCCGUGGUGGCCUCAACAACCCCUUGCCAGGGUCACCACUGACUACCCUGGCGGCCCGCCUGCCAGGUGCCAUGCCGCCCCCUGCACCCAUGGCACCUCACCUGACCCACCUGCCGCCCCUCUCACCACUGCUCAAUAUGCACUCUAUGCCCCGCCCGCACGUGCCCGACGACUUCGAGAUUCGACCCGGCAUCGCCGAGAUGAUAAGAGAGGAGGAGAGGGUGAUAAACACUAUGAGGUUCUCUCCAGGACACGAUGCAGUUUUUAACGUAAGUUAUUGUUGAAUAACGUGUUGACGUUUCUAGGCUUAAGAACUGUUGUAUUUUGGGUUAACUCAUGAACAAACGUGUUACUAACAACGUAUUUAUGGUUAAGAAAUGUUAAACGUAUUUGUGGUUAACAAAUGUUGAAUAAACGCAUUUAUGGUUGAAAGUGGAGUAAUGUAUUUAGAGUUGUUGAAUAAACGUAUUUAGGGUUAUAAUCUGAUGUAUUUAGGGUUAAGAACUGUUCAGUAAAUGUAAUCUUUAAGACCUCUCAAGAGAGGUUCCUUUACGCUGGUGAGGGGCUCUUGAUCUAUGGAAUUUGAUCUAUGCUCCAGUUCCCAGAAUUAAGCCUGAAUACCUUCCAUCCCCCCCCCUCCACUGGCGCUGUAUAAUCCUACAGGUUUAGCGCUUCCCCAUGAUUACAAUUUUCUUUAAGAACUACUUUCGAAGCGUCGUCUUGUAGAUGAUUGGAAGAUGUGGGUAGGAAUAAUUUUUUGGGAUGGUAAGAGUUGGAUAGGGAUAAUUUUUGUACGAGGUAAAUUGUGGAUAAGAAUGAUUUUUUUGUGGAGGUAAAUUUUUGGAUUAAAGAUUUUUGCAUAGGUUACGUGGUGGACAAGGAGUACCUAUGAUGUACCGU
This is a messenger RNA of Cherax quadricarinatus, 1737 nucleotides long. Its product is annotated as protein bric-a-brac 2. Gene Ontology annotation, cellular component: nucleus. Gene Ontology annotation, biological process: regulation of transcription by RNA polymerase II. NCBI's taxonomy places the organism in Eukaryota, Metazoa, Arthropoda, Malacostraca, Decapoda, Parastacidae. The record is from RefSeq and is a predicted model, not a curated record. Gene Ontology annotation, molecular function: protein binding.